GCCACGUGUCAAGAAGAUUACAUUGUCAUCAACGGGAUAACGACCCCAGAUUACAGCCAACACUUGUACGACCCUCCAGCCUCGACCGCGGAUCACCAGGAUGAGCAUCAGUUUAUGGAGGUCAGGCAUGCAGACGAUAGAUACAGCGACGCGUCCUCGGGAGAUACAGGAACCAGUGACAGUGGCCGAGGCGGCAGCGAGGAUGAGUGUCAUGGCCUUGCUAACUCUUCUACUGAUGGAG
Messenger RNA from Candidula unifasciata, 241 nucleotides. The record is from the annotation of a GenBank genome assembly. NCBI's taxonomy places the organism in Eukaryota, Metazoa, Mollusca, Gastropoda, Stylommatophora, Geomitridae.